CCCGUCUUCCUCCCUCUAUUUAUUCCGAGCUCCACCGGUGGCCAUGAGAUCGGUAGAGGAAAGCUGAUAAUAAUACAAGGGUUUUGUGGCGAAGAUGGUGUCCUCGCCGCGGCUGUUCUGGCUGUUGCUGGCCUUCCUUCUGGCGGUGCUACGGCCGUCCGCAGCCGCGCAUGACUACGGCGAUGCUCUGCGCAAGAGCAUUAUUUUCUUCGAGGGGCAGCGCUCCGGCAAGCUACCACACGACCAGCGCCUCACCUGGCGCCGGGACUCAGGACUCCACGACGGCGCCGCCGACGGGGUGGACCUGACGGGCGGGUACUACGACGCGGGGGACAACGUCAAGUUCGGCUUCCCCAUGGCGUUCACCACGACGCUGAUGGCUUGGAGCGUCAUCGACUUCGGGAAGAGCAUGGGGCCGCAGCACUUGGCGGAGGCGCUUAAGGCGGUGCGGUGGGCGACGGACUACCUUCUCAAGGCCACCGCCGUGCCCUGCGUGGUGUACGUCCAGGUCGGCGAUGCCUUCCGCGACCACUCCUGCUGGGAGCGCCCCGAGGACAUGGACACCCCGAGGACCGUCUACAAGGUGGACCGCGACCACCCCGGCUCCGAAAUCGCCGGCGAGACCGCCGCCGCCCUCGCCGCCGCCUCCAUCGCCUUCCGCUCCGCCGAUCCCGCCUACUCCGCCCGCCUCCUCGAUCGCGCCAUCUCCGUGUUCGAGUUCGCGGACAAGCACCGGGGCGCCUACAGCAGCAGCCUCCAUGACGCGGUGUGCCCGUUCUACUGCGACGUGUCGGGAUACGAGGACGAGCUGUUGUGGGGCGCGGCGUGGCUACACAAGGCCUCGCGGAGGCGGAACUACCGCGAGUACAUCAGGAGGAACGAGGUGAUCCUCCACGCCGGCGACAGCAUCAACGAGUUCGGCUGGGAAAACAAGCACGCGGGCAUCAACGUCCUCAUCUCCAAGGAAGUUUUGAUGGGGAAGGAUGAUUACUUGGAGUCUUUCCGGAUAAACGCGGAUAACUUCAUCUGCUCGCUGCUGCCGGGGAUAUCUGAUCAUCCACAAAUCCAGUACUCGCCAGGUGGGCUGUUGUUCAAGGCCGGAGGGAGCAACAUGCAGCACGUCACGGCGCUCUCCUUCCUGCUCCUCGCCUACUCCAACUACCUCAGCCACGCGGGCGGCCGGGUGGCCUGCGGUGGCGCCUCCGCCUCGCCCGUGGCGCUCAAGCGCGUGGCCAAACGUCAGGUGGACUACAUACUGGGGGACAACCCGCUGGGGAUGUCGUACAGUGGGGUACGGGGCGCGGUGGCCGCGGCGGAUCCACCACCGGGGAGCUCGCUGCCGUCGGUGAAGGUGCACCCGGGGCGGAUCGGGUGCAAGGCCGGGACGGCCUACUACCUCAGCCCGUCGCCCAACCCCAACGUUCUGGUGGGAGCCGUGGUGGGCGGGCCGACCAACACCAGCGACGCCUUCCCCGACGCCCGCCCCGCCUUCCAGCAGUCGGAGCCCACCACCUACAUCAACGCCCCCCUCCUCGGCCUCCUCGCCUUCUUCUCCGCCCACCCCGACCCCAACUCCUGGUCCCAGGACUAACUCCGCCACCCUUGGCAAUUUGAUGACAGACAGCACAAGUGCUAACUCUGGUGGUAGUAAGUAGUAAACGAGUGACCGUUUUAAUUCGUUGGUGUACAGAAGCAGGAGAGUAGUAAUGGAGAGACGAUGAUGAAAGCGUUGCCUGUUUUAUGAUCCUAAGCUUUGUUCUGAUUC
Messenger RNA from Musa acuminata subsp. malaccensis (wild Malaysian banana), 1765 nucleotides. Its product is annotated as endoglucanase 6-like. Lineage: Eukaryota; Viridiplantae; Streptophyta; Magnoliopsida; Zingiberales; Musaceae. Gene Ontology annotation, molecular function: hydrolase activity, hydrolyzing O-glycosyl compounds. Gene Ontology annotation, biological process: carbohydrate metabolic process. The record is from RefSeq and is a predicted model, not a curated record.